AGCCCUGGGAGACAGGGAGCUUUAUGCCUCAGAGGUAUCCAAACUGAGAAAUGAGGAAGCCAGAAUACUUAUUCACCAGCUCCCACCCAUCACUGGUUGAAGACUGCUCCUGGCAUUUCCAGCCCAGGCCCCUAGAGAAAAACCAAGAAAGGUUGCCGGUGUUUGCAGUCAGAGGCUGUGAAUAUGCAAAGGAAUGGCAGAGGACAUGCGAACAGCGUACCAACUGAGGCAUGAAAGUUAAUGAGCUCCACCUUUGGCCUGGGUUAGAAAAUUUCACUGUGGCCUUGGCAAGGCCCGCGCCAACACCAGGACGUUAAAGAGAGCCCACGUUGAGAGCCAGGAGGAACAAAGGACAUGGACCACGUGUCUCGCAGGCUGAGAGCUUUCCUCUCUGAACCCAUCGGAGAAAAGGAUGUUGCCUGGGUGGACGGGAUCAGCCAUGAGCUGGCAAUCAACUUGGUCACCAAAGGUUUCAACAAGGCUUACGUCCUGUUGGGACAGUUCCUCCUGAUGCACAAGAGGGAAGCCGAGUUUCAGAAGUGGCUCAUCUGUUGCUGCGGAGCCACCGAGUUUGAGGCCCGGGAGUGUUCCAACUGCCUGAAGGAAUGGUGCGCCUGCUUCCUGUAGACCCAGCCUGGCCAUGAGCCGCCUCCUGUUAAACAAUGCCUCUGCAUCGA
Molecule: messenger RNA, 677 nt
Organism: Cervus elaphus (red deer)
Lineage: Eukaryota; Metazoa; Chordata; Mammalia; Artiodactyla; Cervidae
Gene: BANF2
Product: BANF family member 2
Exons: 4
Coding region: 355-627 (90 amino acids)
Molecular function (GO): DNA binding
Source: RefSeq, a predicted model, not a curated record